Molecule: messenger RNA, 1531 nt
Organism: Dendronephthya gigantea
Lineage: Eukaryota; Metazoa; Cnidaria; Anthozoa; Malacalcyonacea; Nephtheidae
Product: geranylgeranyl transferase type-1 subunit beta-like
Exons: 9
Coding region: 47-1132 (361 amino acids)
Biological process (GO): protein geranylgeranylation
Cellular component (GO): CAAX-protein geranylgeranyltransferase complex
Molecular function (GO): CAAX-protein geranylgeranyltransferase activity
Source: RefSeq, a predicted model, not a curated record
CUUAAUUCAACAUGGUGGUCUUGUCAGAAGUUUCCAAAUUUAUUGCAUGGAGAAAAUAACGAGAAAUAUGACAGAUGAAAAACCUUGUGUCGAGAUCAAAGAAGAUUUCCUCCAUGCAAAGCAUGUGAAGUUCUUUAUAAGAUGUUUAAAUGUGCUUCCAUCUUCAUAUUCCUCACUGGAUACAACGAGAUUGACCAUUGCUUUCUUUGCAAUUUCUGGCCUGGACAUUUUGAAUGCAUUGGAUGUAAUUGCGGAUGAUAAAUCAAAUUACAUUGACUGGAUAUAUUCUCUUCAAAUUCUCUCGGGAAAAGGAGGAAAUGUGAACAAUUGUGGAUUUAAAGGGUCGUCAACACUACAUCUAAAGGGAUACGAAGACUUUGAGAGUCCAUUUGAUAGUGGUCAUAUAGCUAUGACUUAUGUUGCUCUAGCGAGCCUGCUAAUAUUAGGAGAUGAUUUGUCAAGAGUUGAUAAGAAAUCUGUUGUUGAAAGUCUGAAACAUUUGCAACUUAAUGACGGCAGUUUCUGUGCAACAGCAGACGGUAGUGAAAAUGACAUGAGGUUCAUUUUCUGUGCAUGCAGCAUCAGUUACAUGUUGAAUGAUUGGAGUGGAGUUGAUGCUGAUGGAGCUGUGAAAUACAUUCAGGAUAGUUUGGCAUACGAACAUGGAUUUGCGCAAGGUCCUUUUUUGGAGGCUGUUGGUGGUUCUUCAUAUUGUGCUUUGGCUGCAUUAGUUUUGAUGGGUCGUCUAGAAACAGCUUUCUCUCCUGACCAGUUGGAUAAGAUUAAAAAAUGGUGCAUAUUUCGACAAAAAUCAGGCUUCCACGGUCGUCCUAAUAAACCUGUAGAUACUUGCUACUCCUUCUGGGUCGGUGCUUCUUUGAAGCUUUUAGGCUGUUAUAAUUUCGUGAACAGCAAGAGCAAUCGAGAGUUUUUAAUGUCAACUCAGGCCCAAGCUGUGGGGGGAUUUAGUAAAUGGCCUGAUGGUCACCCAGAUGCACUUCACUCGUACUUUGGGGCAUGUGGUUUAGCAUUGAUGGAUGAACCAGGUUUACAAGCGGUGUAUGCCCCCCUUAACAUCAGUCAACGAGCAGCCAAUCAUUUACAUCGAUUACAUAUGACGUCAUUAACUUAAGAUCAAAUUAUGACACUCUAACUACAACGCGAUUCUGCGGGGUUUGCUGGAAGAAAAGCAUGAAAAAUAUCGCCUUUAGUGUCUAACCUUUCAGUUUUAUUUAUUUCACGCCAACACGAUAUUUACCAUGAAAAGAUUUCGAUUUUUCAAACAAAUUUAAAGGUGCAUUCGAGCAAGUGCUAUUAUUUUGCAAUCAAAUACACACGCUGAAAAAUAGCUACGGCCAAUGCUGUCGUUCAGCUUCUGUAAUUUACUUUUAUUCAAAUUAAUUCCACGUAUAACUUUGCAUCCAGCGAGUAAAUGCAAGCUGUUAAUCAUCAUCAAACAACAAGCAAUAAACCUGCUAGUUUUAGCGAGAAAGAGAGACAAGGUAUACAUACAGUGAAUCUAUUGUAAAAU